This is a messenger RNA of Eriocheir sinensis (Chinese mitten crab), 1789 nucleotides long. RefSeq names its product ribose-phosphate pyrophosphokinase 1 (gene Prps). Gene Ontology annotation, biological process: ribonucleoside monophosphate biosynthetic process; purine nucleotide biosynthetic process; 5-phosphoribose 1-diphosphate biosynthetic process. Gene Ontology annotation, molecular function: ribose phosphate diphosphokinase activity; magnesium ion binding. The transcript has 7 exons. The record is from RefSeq and is a predicted model, not a curated record. Gene Ontology annotation, cellular component: cytoplasm; ribose phosphate diphosphokinase complex. Bases 27 to 1088 code for a protein of 353 amino acids. NCBI's taxonomy places the organism in Eukaryota, Metazoa, Arthropoda, Malacostraca, Decapoda, Varunidae.
GCAGCAGCAGGCCGGCCAUCAUUGGCAUGCCAGCAGUAGAAGGAGUAGCACUCGCCGUUGCCCCGCUCCCUGAGUUUCCCUACGCAGUGCCCGCUGGUAUAGUAGUGGGGGACUUGCUGCCCGCCAGGAUGCCCAACAUUAAGAUAUUCUCCGGCUCCUCGCAUCCCGACCUGGCCCAGAGGGUGGUGGACCGCCUGGGUAUCGAUCUGGGGAAGGUCGUCACCAAGAAGUUUUCGAAUUUAGAGACCUGUGUGGAAAUUGGGGAAAGCGUUCGAGGAGAGGAUGUUUACAUUGUACAAAGUGGCUGCGGUGAGAUUAAUGACAACCUCAUGGAAAUGCUGAUCAUGAUCAAUGCCUGCAAGAUUGCAUCAGCUGCUCGGGUUACAGCAGUCAUUCCUUGCUUCCCUUAUGCCAGACAGGACAAAAAAGACAAGUCUCGAGCUCCGAUAUCAGCCAAACUGGUAGCCAACAUGUUGUCGGUUGCCGGGGCUGACCACAUCAUCACAAUGGACCUACAUGCCUCUCAGAUUCAAGGCUUCUUUGACAUUCCUGUUGAUAACCUUUAUGCUGAACCUGCUGUGCUGAAAUGGAUCAGGGAAAAUAUUCCAGAGUGGAGAAAUGCAAUUAUUGUAUCACCAGAUGCUGGUGGAGCUAAGAGGGUGACGUCUAUAGCUGAUCGCCUUAACAUCGAGUUUGCCCUGAUUCACAAAGAAAGAAAAAAAGCCAAUGAAGUAGCAUCAAUGGUACUUGUUGGAGAUGUGAAGGAUCGCGUUGCUAUCUUGGUUGAUGACAUGGCUGACACCUGUGGAACAAUCUGCCAUGCAGCUGAAAAACUCAUGGAAGCUGGUGCCACCAAAACAUAUGCCAUCUUAACCCAUGGUAUUUUCUCUGGCCCAGCUGUUUCACGAAUCAAUAAUGCCUGCUUUGAAGCCGUGGUAGUGACAAACACUAUACCUCAAGAGCAGCAUAUGAAGGAUUCUAGUAAAAUUCAGCUUAUUGAUGUCUCAAUGACAUUUGCGGAGGCUCUGAGGAGAACUCACAACGGGGAAAGCAUCUCCUACCUUUCCAGCAAUGUGCCAUACCACUGACCGCCUCAUGCCUGCGUGAUGACAAGUUUUAUAUCAGCACCCAACUUAAGGAGCACAAUAAACACAUGAAACAGUGGACAGUAUUUCUACCAUGCAUGCAACUAUAAAGACAAUGGACUGGCACCUCGUCCAGCUGCUCCCCUAGGCACCCUUAGAGCAGAUGCUUAUCUAACUCGGGUUCAUCAGACUCCACCCAGCUGUCAGUCCACUUUUAAAAAGACACAGGUGUGCAUUACACCUCAAGGCUUCUCCUAAGACUAAUCUACUAACAAAACUUUUCAAAAUAUAUUUUUAUUACUCAAAUAAAUUUGUAUUUACAUUAGGCAUAAGAAAUUGCUGUGUGAGCAUCACAGUUGUUAAGAUGUAACUACACUUGCUUUCCCUAUGACACAAUUGUGCUGUGUAAAAAUUAUCUAUAAAUCUAUUUUGCUACAAAAUGUUUUACUUUAUAUGCUUUAAAAUUUAUAAAUGUCUAUCUCAGUAGUACAUACAUAUAUAUGUAUAUGACUAUGUGGAUGCUCAAACCUUCAGGUAGUUAUUUCAUAAUAAUGUUUUCAGGCAAAUUCUCGGAAACAGUUUUGCACUGAAUGUAUAUUUUGCUGCAGCCAUUUAUAUAUAUUCGCCUGCUAUCCAAUCUAGGUAGGCUACAUGUAUAUAUAUAUUGAUAAAAAACCUGAACAAUAAAUAUAAGAAAUUACAAA